AUGCAGCGAUGCCCAUCUGGAACGCACAUCCCCACAUGGAAGCAGUGCAAGGAUCUCUACGGCGCAGGCGCCAGCAACACCACGGCCGUCGCCAGCACCGAGAAGGAGACCUCCACAGUGUUCCUGAUGCUGGACUCGACCGGCACAGAUGCGACCGGCUCGGUGGAAGAUGCCCGGGUCAAGAUCAACGGUGAACUCCAGGUGCCAGAGGGGAUUCAGACGAGUCUGACCCUGAAGAAGGGCAGUGGCCGGCGCUUGUCCAAGCGCCGGGGCCUGCAAAGUGCUGGGGCCGUGGUCUCGUUCGAGGUCACAAACAAAGGAGUCACGCGCGUAGCUCCGUCGAGCGUGGCCGAGAUGCUGAAGAAAGAGGUCAAGAGCAACAGUGCGGGCCUGACAAGUGCCCUUAGCUCGGUGGGUACAGUCGACGCGCAGGCCGGGGUCAGUGUGUCGAACACGAAGAAGACCAUCACGACCCGUGCUGCCACAGUGGAGGCCAAGAAGCAGGCGAAGCUUGGCAUCACCACGACCACAACUACAACGACAACCACAACCACAACUACAACGACGACAACGACCACCACCACCACUACUACCACAACUACCACCGCAAGCGCAGCAUCUGCCGAGGACAACAGCACAGAGAACUUUACGGUGAGCUUCUUCACAUCGGUCUCGAGCUCGAGCACGUCCUCUGGCUUCUUACUGCCGGAGACCUCGGGAGCCUCGGAACCGACGUUCUCCAGGAUGCUCAUCCCACUCACGCUGCUGUGUUUCGGCAUCUUCCGGUGA
Symbiodinium natans is the source of this 789-nucleotide messenger RNA. Lineage: Eukaryota; Dinophyceae; Suessiales; Symbiodiniaceae. The record is from the annotation of a GenBank genome assembly.